Danio rerio (zebrafish) is the source of this 749-nucleotide messenger RNA. It is a transcript of the gene borcs7, whose product is annotated as BLOC-1 related complex subunit 7. NCBI's taxonomy places the organism in Eukaryota, Metazoa, Chordata, Actinopteri, Cypriniformes, Danionidae. Gene Ontology annotation, cellular component: lysosomal membrane. The record is from RefSeq and is marked provisional.
AAACAGUAAUGGCUUCCUCCGAAACGCAGCCCCGCUUCGGUCAAUCUGUCAAAGGUUUAUUGUCUGAUAAAGUAACUUCUUGCAGUGGAGAUGUGAUCGCUUUAACUCGUCAAGUGUUAAAAGGAUCCCGGAGCCAAGAACUACUCAGUCAGGCAGCGAGAAAUAUGGUCAUUCAGGAAGAUGCCAUUCUCCAUUCCGAAGAUAGUCUACGGAAAAUGUCUAUUAUAACGACCCACUUGCAGUACCAGCAAGAGGCCAUUCAGAAGAAUGUUGAACACUCGAAAAACCUGCAGGAUCAACUGAGACACUUGAUGAAAUAAUACUGCUCUUCUAAUAUACAAAUGUAGCCUCCUAUAAUUUCUCUCUCUCUUUUUUUUUUUUUACUGUAAAUCAGUUGCAGGUGAUUACUCAUUGCACACAUUGAAAGACAUUCCAACAUCCUCCUUUUCUCUUGAAAUGCAUUAGAUUUUCAAAUGAAGGCUUUUCUGUUGGAGAUUGUUUUCAGUAUUAAUAUUCGAAAUGAUAGUCAAAUUAACGUCCACCACUUCUGUUUGUUUGACUUGGUACAUUUGCUUUUAGACUUUUAAAUCAGGUUUACAAAUUAGAAAUUGUUAGUCUAUUUAUAUCUUGUUUUAUAUGGUGUAAUUGUUUUGCCAAACAUACUUGAACAUAUUUGUAUAAAAUGUUACACAGCAUUGUUUCAGCACAUUUUGCUAAGCAGCUUUAAUAAAUGGAUGUGGAAAGUUGGA